This is a messenger RNA of Symsagittifera roscoffensis, 2388 nucleotides long. Its product is annotated as broad substrate specificity ATP-binding cassette transporter ABCG2-like. Lineage: Eukaryota; Metazoa; Xenacoelomorpha; Acoela; Convolutidae. Gene Ontology annotation, cellular component: plasma membrane. Gene Ontology annotation, biological process: transmembrane transport. Gene Ontology annotation, molecular function: ATP hydrolysis activity; ABC-type transporter activity; ATP binding. Bases 190 to 2316 code for a protein of 708 amino acids. The transcript is spliced from 11 exons. The record is from RefSeq and is a predicted model, not a curated record.
UAUUAUAUCAAUCAUAUUUUGUGCUUUACAUUUGUAAAACAAUAGUGAUUUAACACAGUGUAUAGUUUGAACUUUUCCCCUAUUUUGAUUAAUUUCAUUUUUUUAUAUUGCAUUUUUUGGUGAAAGUGUUCUUUUUUCUAAUAAUUUAGCCAUUUCAAUUUUUAAUUCUGGUUCAAAUUCUUAACGAUAAUGUCUGACGAGAACAGUCCGACUAGCAGUUACAUAAUUGACGUGGAACACGAGCACACGAAUACUAAUGGCUCGGCCUCCAUCGACCACGACAACCUCUCCACCUCCCACUCCUCUGUUGCCGAACUAGACGUCCCUUCUCCCGACACGAACCAACUAAAACCACCAAUAAGGGACGAAGUGGAUGAUGCGAAUGGACGCACGUCAGAAAUGAGUUUCUCGGAGCUGCUGAACAAACCGAACAACGAACUGUCCUUCCGUGACCUCUCUUACACAGUGUGGGUUAAGAAAGAAAAGGAGCACAAGAAGAUCCUGGAUAAAGUGUGUGGGCAUUUUGCGCAGGGGGUCAAUGCUAUCAUGGGUCCAAGUGGAGGUGGGAAGACCAGUUUGUUGGAUAUUUUGAGCGAGCGAAUCAACCUUACAGGUGUGGAAGGGGAAGUGUUACUGGAUGGGGAGCCCACUCCCCCCGACUUCCGACUCAUAUCGGGCUAUGUGGUGCAGGACGAUGUGGUGAUGGCCACUCUGACAGUGAGGGAGAACCUGCUCUUCUCCGCCAAUCUCCGACUCAGUACCAACAUCAGUCUGUUCGACAAAAUGACCAAAGUGGAAAGAAUCAUCCACCAACUGGGUCUGCAGGCGUGUGCAGAUAGCAUAGUGGGCAGUCAGUUGAAGAGGGGCAUCUCGGGUGGGGAGAGGAAGAGGUGCAAUGUGGGCACAGAACUACUCACCAACCCAAAGAUUCUGUUUCUGGACGAGCCGACUACAGGACUGGAUGCAUCUACUUCCUUCACGCUGACGACUCUGCUGGAUGAGCUGGCGAGGGAGAACAGCAUGACUGUGAUCAUGUCCAUCCACCAGCCACGAGCAUCCAUCUUCAAACAGAUUGAACGCCUCACUCUACUAUCACAAGGCAAGACAGUGUUCCACGGGGAGCAGAUGGAUAUCAUAGACUACUUCUCCAAGCAGGGGCUGCAGUGCGAGGAGUUCGACAACCCCGCCGACUUCCUCCUCGACACCAUCCUGCUCCACCAGCCGGCCAUAGGUCUACACUUGCCUCCAGGGGAGAAGAUUCCCUCUCCCAAUUACCCCAACACUGAGAUCUGGAAUCUGGCGGAGGCGUUCAAAAACUCAGAGUACAACGAGAAACGAGUAGAGGGAAUGCUCGAGUCAAUCAAGUCAAAAGACAAAUUGAACAAAGACCAGCUGCGCCUGAAGAAGAAAGUAAGUCCCACUUACCAGACGUCUCUAUGGACCCAAGUGUACCACCUGACAGUGAGGGGGGCGAAGAACGUGUGGAGGGACUCGACUGCACUCACGAGUCAGGUGGUGUUCGCCUUCUGCUUCGGACUCCUCAUGGCCAUCAUAUAUGCAAAUGCUGGGGACAAUUUGAACGACCCAGAUGGAUUCAUGGACAGGUAUGGGUUCUUCAUGUUCCUCAGUCAGAAUAUCAUCUUUGGGUCCCAGUCGGUGCUGGAGAUCUUCCGGUCUGAGAGGGUGGUGUUCCUGCACGAGAGGAGCAACGGGUUCUACAGGACAAGCGCAUACUUCAUAUCUAAACUAGCGGUGGAGAUAUUGCUGGUUCGUAGCUCUACAAUUGUGAUCUACUCGUUCAUUGUGUACUGGAUCAUAGGACUGGUCAACCAACUGGAGAACUUCCUCAUCUUCAUCCUCUGCAUGUGGACUCUCAUGUUCGCUGGCAUUUCUAUGCUCCUCAGCUUGACCAUCAGUUUCAACAAUGUGCAGGUGGCCCAGCUGAUGACUACUGUACCCACACUUGUAUCCAGUAUUUUCUCCGGACUCUUCAUCAAUAUUGAGACCCUCCCAGUCUACCUGAAAUGGCUACCCUACGUCGCACUAGGCCGAUACCCGAUGGAAAUCUGGUCGACCAAUGAGAUGGCAGGAUUAAUAUUCUACGGAACGACCAAUGAGACUUUUACAUACGAAAAUGGAACAACGUAUUGGGAAUUAGUGCCGUACAAUAAAACGGGAAAAAGGAUGCUGGAAGACCAGGAUAUUUCAGCUGACAGUUCGAAUAUAUGGAGAAAUGAAGCAAUUAUGGCAGGAGCUACAGUUGUUUUGUUUAUAGUCAGUUUCAUUCAGUUGACCUUGCUGAAAAAACGAAAAUGAUUAUAUCGUAUAACCAAAACUGUUACUGCAUGAUUUGUAAGUCAAGCAUGAAAGUUCAAUUCUUACAACAUU